GACUUGAAACCACCUGAAGGUGAAGAUAUCUUCCAUAGGAUUUGGAAGCAUCUGGAAGAAAAACAGUGCCUUAUUAUUAUUGACGACUUACGGUCCAAGGAAGAUUGGGACCUGAUAGAAGGUAAACUGAUAUUGAGAGCUUCGAAAAGCUGUAUCAUUGUCAUCACAAGGGAAGAAAGUGUUGCCAGACAUUGUGCAACGUCAGACCAUGCAGUGUGCAGAGUCAAAGGUCUAGAAGCUGAAGCAGCCCGUAGUCUCUUCGAGAAGGAGACUAAAGAUCAUGGUGGAACCUUUCGUUGGGAUUCUAACAUGUUGGAUGAAGCAGGGAUUAUCAUAAACAAGUGCGGCAGACUUCCCAAACUAUCUGUUGCUUUAGUUAAGUACUUGGCCGAUGUACGAAAUGGUAUACUGGAGGCGCGGCGUCUGAAUGCCAACUUUAUGUAUUCCUUGAAUAACAGCAAGGGGCUUGAUAGCUUCCAGGAUAUAUUCGCCUGGAUAUAUUCAAACUUUCAGGCUUGUCCUCAACUUCUCAAGAAAUGCGUCUUCUAUCUCUCACUUUUUACCCAAAGCAGCAUGAUUCGUCAGAGUCGUUUGGUGAGGAGGUGGAUUGCAGAGGGCUACUCCGAAGGCACUGACAGCAACAGCAAGGUGGAGUACACAGAGAAGCUCCUCCACGAGCUAGCUAACUUGGGCAUAACAGAGCAUCCACAUCAGACACCUACCGUGGCCGGUUGCCAAAUCAACUCCUUAUUCCUCGAGUAUGUCAUCUCACGGGAAACGGAAGAGAACAUUUUCCUUCCAUUGGAAGUCUCGGUACUGCAGGGGGAAGGAAGUCUGAACACACAACGUGUAGGACAGCAUCUGGCAAUUGGGAGCAGCUGGAAGAGGGACAAGUUUGUGUUUGACAACAUGGACUUGUCGCGGCUACGGUCUCUGACGGUUUCUAGAGAGUGGAGGCCCUUCUUAAUAUCUGACAGGAUGAGAGUGUUACGUGUUCUUGAUCUGGAGGACACAAAUGUAGCGGAUGGUGACAUCGAGCAAGUCGUGAAACAGCUACCUCGCCUCAAGUUCCUCGGCCUGAGAAGAUGCACAAAGAUAUCCUGUCUGCCAGAAUCCUUGGGUGACGACCUCAGGCAGCUCCAAACUCUGGAUAUCAGGCACACCUCUGUUACCAAGCUUCCAAAGAGCAUCACCAAGCUGCAGAAGCUGCAGUAUAUUCGUGCUGCAACAAGCCUACGGUUGAUGGACGAGGAGCCAUCAACACCAUGGAGGACUAGUCAUGGACAUGUUGACGCUUGUAAUGGCAUCAUAGUGCCCAGAGGGAUUGGGGCACUGAUGGCCUUGCACACACUGGGUGUCGUCAACAUCGGCGCUGGAGGCGGUAAGGCCAUUCUGAACGAGCUGAAGUACCUGAGCCAGCUUAAGAAGCUCGGAGUGUCUGGCAUCAACCGGAGUAACAUCAAGGGGUUACUUUCGGCCAUCUUUGGUCAUAGCCAUUUGGAAUCAUUGUCACUGCAGCUUCACAAGGACGACAAGGAUUUGGAGUGGUUAGGAAAAAUCACUCCUCCAAAUAACCUACAGCGCCUUAAAGCGUAUGUGCAUGUAGUAAAGUACCCACAUUGGAGCUAUUUACAGGGCCUUGGCCAGUUAAAAAGGCUACAUACCCUUAGUCUUCGUUUCGAAACGGAUCAAGAUGUUGAGCUUCAAUUCUGUGACAAUCUGGACAGAAAUCGGUCGUCUACACACCGCCAGUUCAGUGAACUCAAGGUCCUCGAGAUAGUUUGCAGCUCAAAUUUACAUGUGAUGUUUGCUGGAGGAGAGAUGUUUGAACUGAAGGUGCUGAAGGUUCACUGCUCAACUGGGGCGUCGCUGCAGUUAUCUAGGAUAGAGCGUCUGCAUUCACUAAAGUAUGUCUGGCUGAAAGGCUCCUUUGACGACACAACCAAGGAAGAAUUGCGGCGCAAAGUUACCCAGCAUCCCAACAAACCUAAUUGGAAGCUGGAUUAA
Setaria italica (foxtail millet) is the source of this 2007-nucleotide messenger RNA. RefSeq names its product disease resistance protein RPM1. The coding region runs from base 310 to 2007 and encodes 565 amino acids. The record is from RefSeq and is a predicted model, not a curated record. Gene Ontology annotation, biological process: defense response to other organism. The transcript has 2 exons. Lineage: Eukaryota; Viridiplantae; Streptophyta; Magnoliopsida; Poales; Poaceae.